This is a messenger RNA of Procambarus clarkii (red swamp crayfish), 4139 nucleotides long. RefSeq names its product activating transcription factor 3. Gene Ontology annotation, cellular component: nucleus. Gene Ontology annotation, molecular function: DNA-binding transcription factor activity, RNA polymerase II-specific; RNA polymerase II cis-regulatory region sequence-specific DNA binding. The record is from RefSeq and is a predicted model, not a curated record. NCBI's taxonomy places the organism in Eukaryota, Metazoa, Arthropoda, Malacostraca, Decapoda, Cambaridae. Gene Ontology annotation, biological process: regulation of transcription by RNA polymerase II.
GGUGGAUUUCAGUGGCCAAGAGUGGAGUGCGAUGGUAGGGCGAGGUGGGUGUCUGGAGCGGGCCGUAGAUGACCAGUCAGGACAUAUACACCGGUGUCAAGUAACAGGAUAUACUUUGUAUAGAGAGAGAGGGAAAGGCUAUACUCUCCCCUGAUAGAGCUAUUUCUUGAGGCUCACUACUCACCAUGUACCUGAACGUGAACUUGACGCCGCCACCACCGGCGGCGGGCGAGGGUUCCUGCACUACACCCAAGACGCCGGAGAUCCUCAACUCCCUCAUCAACCUGACUAGUCCGCCCCUGCCACACUCGUACUCUCAGUACCAGACACAGGUGGAGGGCGGGACACUACUGAGUCCCAUUAGUGACGUGAGCAGCCCCGGCGACGAAUCGGCAGUCACUCCCCUGACUAACAUGUGUCGAGGCAGAGAAGAUCCCACAUCACGGCACAUGAGCGAGCAUAUGUCGGGCUGUGGCGGGUUUCCAAGCAGCGGGGGUGUUGGAGGUGGCCUGGUGGGCGGGUCCCCCGGCACCUCAGGUAUGGGCGGCCCCCUGGCUGGGGCAUCGCCCCCCUCCACCCCUGACCUGCCCUCGCCUGUCAAUACCGUAGAAGCAACGAAAUCGGCACUUAUCAAGGAGGGUCUCAAGCUACAAAUCCGCACCAAACUGCAGGCCGCUGGCGUCGAAUCUCCAGAGUCUAUCCUCGAAGACACCAAAUAUAUUAAGGAUGAACACAGCGAUCUGACUGAGGAGGAUGAGGAGCGGCGGCGACGGCGGCGGGAGAGGAACAAGAUAGCAGCCACCAAGUGUAGGAACAAGAAGAAGGAGAAGACCAUAGUGCUCAUGACCGAAUCCGAGUCUGUGGAAGAUAUGAAUAUUAGGCUCAAGACAGAGAUACAAAGGCUGAAAUCAGAGAAGAUGAAUUUGGAGAAGUUGCUUGGUGACCCAAAACACCGUGCAUCCUGCCGCCAUUCACCACGUUGUUCUAAGACUCUACGGCCACCGCUCGUUAUUGUCACACCGGCAGACUCGCCAGACACCACUUCCAGUUCUUGCUCCUCCUCCCCUACUUCCUCCACCUCGUCCUCUUCCUUGGGCAGCCCUACUUCCCCUCCUCUCACCAGCCCCAUUAGCUACAAGGCUCCUCCCCAGGCUGCCCCUCAGACCCCACCUUCUACCCAGGUCACCUCACCCAUGACAUCUCCUAAUGCCACUUCCUGUGCCUCGGCAUCUUCAUCACAAUUCUUGGCACCAAAAUAUAGCCCUCCUCAGAACCUGAAUCAAAGGCACAAUCUAUAUCAGUAUCCAGGUCGAUCCCAGCAGAACUUACCUUCUAUGGGGGAAAAACAGCACUAUGGAAGUCCACCCUCCCCCACUGGCCCACAUGCUAAGCCUGCUUACAAUUAUUCUUGUUUGGGAGUACCUCGGAGUCAUGAGUUUAUACCGCCAAAUCCGCCAUCUCAAAAAUCAGUAUAUACGACACCUAAGUCGCGCAAUGCUGGAUUAGUUCGUUAUAGUCCAUAUAGUGGACGCCCUCCACCUGUGCCAUCCCCGCUGGCUACCCAUACCCACCCACAACCAGGGGCAUUGCCUGCUGGGGACACCUAUCUUCAAUCAAACAAUAACAGUGGUUGCGGGCGUGAAGACCAGCAAGCCUAUGUAACAGAUGCACACACAAAUCAGUUCUUUCCUCCCUGCUCAUACAGCAGCAUGUGACCCACAGCUGGGGGCAUUUAACCCCAAAUAGGUUUUGGUUCAAGAAUAGCAUAUUCUACAGAAGUGACAUGCAAAGUGGGCUCCUUGUAAAUGUUGUAAAUUAUCACUUUUUUUUCUAAAGACUGCCCCACUUGUCGAGAGGGUCAGCCUGCCAACCAGUCAUUAAGACUGCUACACAAGUUUGCUUUAAUCAUGGCCCGUGAUUUUUGGGUGAAAUUUACACAUGUUCGCUUGCCUUGUAUUUUUUGCUGUUGGAUAAGUUUUGUUGUUGCAUGUUGUUAUAUUAGACCUCGUAUUUUCUGAUGGUGUUGAACAUUUAGCCAAGAAACAGGAUUGCGCCAUAAUUGUCAAUAUUGUGUUGGUGUUGCCCUGUUCUUGCUAGUGCCGGGUUUGUUCGUGUGUGUGUGUGCGUGUGUGUGUGUGAGUGAGAGCUCCAGAGCCUGGUUACUUAGGAAUAGCACUUCUUAUAAGACAUAUCCGUUAUAUUUCCCAAGUGUCUUGUAUUAUGUGAUCCAUACAUAUAUAUUUUUAUUAGCUUUAUUUUCGUAAGUGAAAUGUUGGCAAAUAUAACAUGAUGCUAAACGACUUAGGUACAAAACUCCACAACAUUCCUCUCUCCCUGUAUCAUGGUGAAGGACGUGUCUGAGUGUGGCCACACCAGGAGGUUGUGUGGUCCCGACCACCAGCAGGUCUGUAGUGCCACUCAAUAUGGGCUGCACACUUCAGUGCUGGCCACGCUCACCUAUUAUCUGCACUUAAUAUCAUCAACUUUGCAAGUGCAGCUUUAUGCUACUACCCAUAAUCAGUAUUCCAUCUGCUGUUACCUGACUUUGGAUUAAUGGGACCUCACUAUGGAGGUCACACAUUGUUGUAUAUGAUAAUUCAUCAUAGACAAUGUUAGCGCCAUGAUUCUGUGUAUCGCACCCUUCGUGUUUGUGAAGGUGUUUGUAUACUGUAUAUUACCCCUUUUGUGUAUCAUCAGUCACUAUGCAUCGGCUGAUGGUGUCCCAGGUGGACUGCUUGAGAUGGCCUGGUGCCCGUCCGAUGCAAUUAGUGACUGCCAGGUAGAUGGGUGCCCGGGACCAGGUGUCCCAGUUGCAUCCCGCUCCUGAGCUGCUACCUACCCUCACCAACCUUAAGUUCCAAACAGCUGGCUGUUAGAGGAACUAGUUGUCCUUUGUUUUGUCUUACGUUAGCUUAAAGCUGCUCAGAUCCCCCACAAUACAUGGUUGCAUUGUCUAUAACAUUAUCUCUUGACUAGUAACUGCAGGCAUCCUGCCAGCUUGAAAUGUACACAUUUAUAGAGCCAUUAGACGUUCUACUCGACUGCAAUUUGUACGAGGUCUAAGACCAUAUUCAAACUUCAGUUUCAUUAUGCAUUGCCAUUAUGAUCAUAUACUUAACCCCAGGAAUAUGAUCAGUUUCUUAUGUUACAAUCAACUUCCUGUGUUACAACCAACUUACAACAUUACAGUCAACUUGCUUCUUAUGUUAGUCAACUUACUUAUGUUACAACCAUCCUCUCCCUGGAACCAAACUUCCUUUCACAGUCAUCCAAUUUCUAAUCCUUACAAUCCAUCCUUGUCAUCUUCUGAUUACAUAUUGGACCAGUAACCAGAAGCUCCUUUUCCUUUCAUCCUGCCUCCUUUAGUACUCCAGUAACACAGGGGAUGAGGAGACAAAAUAAUAUGAGGCUGAUGGUGUUGGGCACUGUACAAGAGGUCUGCUUCCCAGCCACCACGACCCUACUGUCGCAGUCCUCUGCACCAGUAAUUACUAAGCCGUCCAGCUCUACCUGCUGCUGUCAGUAAAGAGCUCAUUUAAGCAAUCCCACGAAAUUGAUUAUAUUUGAGGAAUGUCCCAGAAAUUAAUUAGAAAUGGACGGCUGCGGUGGGUGAGGCAAAGUUCGUUAAAUAUAGGUCACUCACUCACUUGGCAAUACUGCCGAUGCUGCCCCACGCUACCGCCACACUCGAUCACACGCAACUGAACGACUACUAAACGAAAUUACAACGAAAACGACAUCGCUGAUCCAGUACCCCUCACUGCCGAGAGCACCAGCCACGGACCCUGUCAUGGUUGAGGGCUGGUGCCCCACGCCAUCCCACAUUGAAUGGUGACAUUCCAGGUGUGUGAGGGGAAACUUGAGGUCGGGGUGACACUGACCUACUCAUCGACUAUGUCUUCCUCCUGCAUAUAACUGCAAGAAAAUCCGAACGAGAUUGAUAUUAUGUAUAUAAUUAUCUGUAAAAAAUGCAAAUGGGAAACUACCUGUAUUGCAUUGGCAUCAUAUUAGGUUGGUCAUGUAUAUUUAUAAAAGACAUUAUCUCAGCAUUUACUAUCAACUGCUAAUGUGCUAUCAGAUAUUUUUAUAAAGCUGCUUCAUUGAAGACAAAGCAGAUUAUUAAAUUUGCGAUAUUCUUA